AGGUGAAAUGCGGAAGCUGCCACCCAGAGCUGUCAGCAGACCGUAGGGUUUUUUAGCCCAGAGCAUGCAGUUAAGAAAAAAAUCAUAAAUAACGCAAAGCCGCCGCGGUGCGCGCAGCCAGCGCCGGUCCCGGUGCGCUCCCGCGGCUGCCCUCCCGGAUGGCGACUUUGCCCGCCGCCGACAGGAGGGCGUUCGCCCUGAAGAUCAACAGGCACUCCUCUGCGGAAAUAAGAAAGCAGUUUACUCUUCAGCCAGGCUUUGCACAGUUCUGUCAACGAAGCUUAAGUACCCCUGGCUUUUCUGGUCUUCAUCUGCCUUCUUUUUAUGAUGCAGUAGACCCAGUAGAUUUUGAAGGCUUUGUAAUGUCGCGGCUGAACAACUUGGACUCGGAACUAGCACAAGAACUUGGUGACUUUCCUGAAGAUGACUUGGACAUUGCCUUUACACCCAAAGAAUGCAGGACCUUACAGCCCUCUAUGCCAGAAGAAGGGGUUGAACUGGACUCACAUGUCAGAGACUGUGUUCAGAUGUAUAUCCGGGAGUGGUUGAUUGUAAAUCGAAAGAACCAAGGGAAUUCAGAUAAUUGUAGCCUGAAAACCAAGGGAUCCCGAAAAGAUUUUCACAAGACACUCCAAAAACAAACGUUUGAAUCAGAAACGUUGGAUUCUGGUGAUGCAAACUUUCAGGCAGGGCCCCGACAUGUCCACGUGCUCCCUGAGGAAGCCUCAAGGACACCCCUUGCCUCCUCUGACUUCGACCUGCGCAGCCUGCAGCCCGACCCUCGCCUGGAAAACCUGCUCCGGCAUGUCAGCGCGGAGGAGUUUGAGAGGCAGAAUGAGGAGGCGCGGCGCACCAACAGGCACGCUGAGCUCCUUGCCCUCUACCCUGCCAUGGAUGAGGAAGAUGCAGUGGAGAUAAGGCCAGUGCCAGACUGCCCAAAGGAGCAUCUGGGCAACAGGAUUUUGGUGAAGCUGCAGACUCUGAAAUUUGAUAUAGAGAUUGAACCUUUGUUUGCAUGCAUAGCUCUCUAUGAUAUAAAAGAAAGAAAAAAGAUCUCAGAAAACUUUCAUUGUGACCUCAACCCUGAUUCAUUAAGAGGAUUCCUGCGUUCUCAUACACCCUCCAUUGACUUGUCUACUCAGGCAAGAUCAGCAGUAUUUUCUGUCACUUAUCCUUCAUCAGAUAUAUACCUAGUCAUAAAGAUAGAAAAAGUGCUUCAGCAAGGAGAAAUUGGAGACUGUGCAGAGCCCUACAUGGUUCUUAAAGAAAGUGAGGCUGGCAAGACAAAAGAAAAGAUUGAAAAACUGAAAGCCCAAGCUGAAUCCUUUUGUCAGCGAUUGGGGAAAUACAGAAUGCCAUUUGCCUGGAUACCCAUAAGCCUAACUAAUUUCUUCAGCCUUUCAACGCUUGAACGAGAAAUACCUGAGGCCGAAGGUUUGAAUGGGAAGGGAUCCACUAGUGACAAGAGGGCAACACUGCUGCAGGCAAGAAGACUUUCUGAGAGAAGUCUCAGCUCAGAGGACAGCUAUCCAGUAUCAAACUUCAAAACAACCUGUCUGACCCUCAGCACCUUCUUUAAACAGGAAGGAGACAGGCUCAGUGAUGAAGAUCUGUUCAAAUUUUUGGCUGAUUUCAAAAGAUCAUCUUCCUUGCAGAGAAGAAUUAAGACUUUACCAGGAACACUGAAACUGGAUAUUUCCCCAGCUCCAGAAAACCUUUGUUAUUGUCUGACCCCCGAAUUACUACCAGUGAAGCCAUUUCCCGAAAACCGUAAUCGUCCUCACAAAGAGAUAUUGGAAUUCCCAAUUAGAGAAGUGUAUGUUCCCCAUACUAUUUAUCGAAAUCUCCUCUAUGUUUACCCGCAGAGGCUGAAUUUUGCUAAUCGACCAGCUUCUGCAAGAAACAUUACCAUCAAGAUCCAGUUUAUGUGUGGGGAAGACCCAUCCUGUGCAAUGCCGGUAAUUUUUGGGAAAUCUUCAGGUCCAGAAUUCGUGCAAGAAAUAUACACAGCUGUCACAUAUCAUAAUAAAUCCCCUGACUUUUAUGAAGAAGUGAAAAUUAAGCUGCCAGCAAAGCUCACAGAGAAACACCAUCUAUUGUUUACGUUCUAUCACAUCAGCUGCCAGCCAAAGCAGGGUGCAUCUGUGGAAACCCUCCUUGGGUAUUCAUGGCUGCCAAUUCUAUUAAAUGAUCGUCUUCAAACUGGACAUUAUUGUCUUCCUGUUGCGUUGGAUAAGCUGCCUUUCCACUAUUCAAUUCACUCUCCUGAGAAAGUUCCUCCUCAGACACCACCUAUUAAAUGGGUUGAAGGACACAAGGGUGUUUUCAAUGUUGAAGUGCAAGCUGUUUCAUCUGUUCACACUCAGGACAAUCACCUGGAGAAGUUCUUCACUCUGUGCCAUUCUCUGGAAAGUCAAGUGACAUUCCCCAUUCGACUGAUGGACCAGAAGAUUACAGAAACUACACUGGAACAUGAGUUGAAACUCAGCAUUAUCUGUUUGAAUUCUUCACGCCUUGAACCUCUUGUCUUAUUUUUGCAUUUGGUGCUAGAUAAACUUUUCCAGCUGGCUGUACAACCCAUGGUCAUUGCUGGCCAGACAGCCAAUUUCUCACAGUUUGCCUUUGAAUCUGUGGCUGCAAUAGUUACCAGUCUCCACAACAGCAAAGACCUGAGCAAAGACCAGCAUGGGAGGAACUGCCUCCUGGCGUCUUAUGUCUAUUAUGUAUUUCGUCUUCCAGACCCUCAGAGAGAAGUAGUCAAACCAGGUGCAGGCACCAGUGCCAUUUUGACAGAGUCUCGUUAUUACACAUUUGGACGUACUUCUGCAGUGUCUGUUGGGAGUAAACUCCUGCAGAGCCGAGUGAUAAGCUGCAGCAAUCCUGAUAUCGCUGUUACACAAACCGUUACUGAUGAGGAGGUCAAAAACAUCAUGUCAUCGAAGUCUACAGAUCACAGCUCCAGUCGGAUGUCUUUCUAUGUUGAAGGAACAAAUGACAUGCCAAGCAUUUGUGCAAGCCCAAGACCAUCCAAUAAAAAGCAUUUCCACGAGGAGCUGGCACUGCAGAUGGUUGUCAGCACUGGUAUUGUGAGAGAAUCUGUCUUCAAGUAUGCCUGGUUCUUCUUUGAGCUCCUGAUAAAGAGUAUGGCUCAGUAUGUUCACAACAUAGAGAAGCAAGACAACCCACGAAGAAGCCGAUUCUCUGAUCGCUUUAAAGAUGAUAUUACCACUAUAGUUAAUGUGGUUACUUCAGAGAUUGCUGCACUUUUAGUCAAACCACAGAAGGAAAGUGAGCAAGCAGAAAAAAUGAAUAUCAGCCUGGCAUUUUUCUUGUAUGAUCUACUCUCUUUAAUGGACCGAGGAUUUGUGUUUAAUCUCAUCAAACAUUACUGUAAUCAGCUGUCAAACAAGCUGAAUUCACUUUCCACCCUGAUUUCCAUGAGACUGGAAUUCCUGAGAAUUCUCUGCAGCCAUGAGCAUUAUCUCAAUUUGAAUCUCUUCUUCAUGACCUCCUCUGCUCCAGCAUCCCCCUCCCCCUCCAUCUCCUCCCAGAACUCUAGCUCCUGCUCUAGUUUCCAGGACCAGAAAAUCGCUGGUAUGUUUGAUCUGUCAGCUGAAUAUCGUCAGCAGCACUUUCUGACCGGCCUACUUUUCACUGAAUUGGCAGCAGCGCUGGAUGCAGAGAGUGAGGGGAUUAGCAAGGUGCAAAGAAAAGCUGUCAGUGCUAUCCUUAGCCUUCUAAGUUCCCAUGACCUAGACCCACGUUGCUCAAAAAAAGAGGUGAAGAUUAAAAUUGCAGCUCUCUACCUACCUUUGGUUGGUAUCAUUUUGGAUUCACUGUCACAACUGCAUGAUUUUACAAUUUCAGAUGCCCGCAGUGGAAAGGGACGCACAGGAAACCAAGAAGAAGAACAAGAGUCUGCAAGUGCAAUCAAUCAAAAUGUGGCCCUUGCUAUUGCAGGGAAUCAGUUUAACCUCAGGAGCUCUGGAAUAUCUCUGGUGUCCCUGCCCUACAGGCAGAGUGCCACAUUAGGUCCUGAUACCACCCGUAACCUUUUGAUCUGUUUCCUCUGGAUCAUGAAAAAUGCUGAUCAGAACCUAAUACAGAAAUGGAUUGCAGACCUUCCAUCCAUGCAGCUGAACAGGAUUUUGGAUCUCCUCUUCAUUUGUGUGUCAUGCUUUGAAUACAAGGGCAAACAAAGCUCAGAUAAAGUUAGCACCCAAGCACUCCAGAAGUCACGAGAUGUUAAAGCCCGGCUAGAAGAAGCUUUACUGAGAGGUGAAGGAGCCAGAGGAGAAAUGAUGAAGCGCUGCAGAAUACCAGCUGGGAAUGAUAGGUCAGCGGGGCUAAAUGAAAACCUGCGCUGGAGAAAGGAGCAGACUCACUGGCGGCAGGCAAAUGAGAGACAAGAUAAGACUAAAGCUGAGCUAGAUCAAGAAGCUCUGAUCAGUGGAAAUCUGGCAACUGAAGCUAACCUGAUCAUUCUCGAUAUGCAAGAGAACAUCAUUCAGGCAAGCUUUGCGGCAGAGUGCAGAGACAAUCUUUUGGGAGGAGUUUUGAAGGUCUUGGUAAAUUCUCUUGGUUGUGAUCAGAGCACCACUUACUUGACUCAUUGUUUUGCUACACUCAGAGCACUCAUUGCUAAGUUUGGAGAUUUCUUGUUUGAAGAAGAGGUUGAACAGUGUGCUGACCUGUGUCAAAGAGUUCUUCAUCACUGCAGCAGCAGCAUAGAUGUUACAAGGACUCAAGCCUGUGCCACUCUUUAUCUCCUCAUGAGAUACAGCUUCAGCUCUACAAGUAAUUUUGCAAGAGUGAAGAUGCAAGUGAUCAUGUCACUAGCCUCUCUGGUUGGAAAAUCACCCGAGUUUAAUGAGGAAUUCCUUCGGCGGUCCUUACGAACCAUCCUAGCCUAUGCAGAGGAAGAUGUGGAUAUGCAGGCAACUCCAUUUCCCAUUCAGGUAGAGGAGCUGCUGUGUAAUCUGAACAGCAUCCUGUCAGAUACAGUGAAAAUGAGGGAAUUUCAGGAAGAUCCGGAGAUGCUCAUGGAUCUCAUGUACAGAAUUGCCAAAGGGUACCAGACAUCACCUGACUUGAGGCUGACGUGGCUGCAGAAUAUGGCAGAGAAGCACACCAAGAGAAAGUGCUACACAGAAGCAGCUAUGUGUCUGGUCCAUGCUGCAGCAUUAGUGGCAGAGUACCUCAGUAUGCUUGAAGAUCGAAACUAUCUCCCAGUGGGCAGUGUCAGCUUUCAGAACAUUUCACCCAAUGUGCUGGAGGAAUCUGCUGUUUCAGAUGAUGUUUUGUCUCCAGAUGAAGACGGUAUAUGUUCUGGGAGGUAUUUUUCAGAAAGUGGCUUGGUAGGGCUGCUGGAACAAGCAGCAGAGCUCUUCAGCACGGGGGGAUUGUAUGAAACUGUGAAUGAGGUGUACAAAAUUGUCAUCCCCAUACUGGAAGCUCAUCGAGACUUCAGGAAGCUUACCUUGACACACAGCAAGCUACAGAAGGCCUUUGACAGCAUCAUUAAUAAGGGUCAAAAACGAAUGUUUGGAACUUACUUCCGUGUUGGUUUCUAUGGAUCCAAAUUUGGGGACUUGGAUGAACAGGAAUUUGUUUAUAAGGAGCCUGCAAUUACCAAACUUCCUGAGAUUUCUCACAGAUUGGAGGGAUUUUAUGGUCAGUGUUUUGGGGAGGAUGCUGUGGAAGUGAUUAAAGACUCUGCUCCUGUAGACAAAAGAAAGCUGGAUCCUAAUAAGGCAUACAUACAAAUUACUUUUGUGGAGCCAUAUUUUGAUGAGUAUGAGAUGAAAGACAGGGUAACCUAUUUUGAGAAGAACUUCAACCUCUGUCGGUUCAUGUACACUACGCCUUUCACCAUGGAUGGGCGCCCAAGAGGAGAGCUUAGUGAGCAAUACAAGAGGAACACCAUCCUAACCACAAUGCAUGCUUUUCCCUACAUCAAAACUAGAAUCAAUGUCAUCCAAAAAGAAGAGUUCAUUUUAACCCCAAUUGAAGUUGCUAUUGAAGAUAUGCGGAAAAAAACACAGGAACUAACUGCAGCCACCAACCAAGAACCACCAGAUGCCAAAAUGCUUCAAAUGGUUUUGCAGGGCUCAGUUGGAGCCACUGUAAAUCAGGGACCGCUAGAGGUAGCGCAAGUGUUCCUGGCUGAAAUUCCAGCAGACCCCAAACUUUAUCGACAUCACAACAAGCUGAGGUUGUGCUUCAAAGAGUUUAUAAUGAGGUGUGGCGAAGCAGUGGAGAAGAACAAGCGCCUUAUUACUGCUGACCAGCGGGAAUAUCAACUAGAGCUCAGAAAGAACUACGGGAAGCUAAAAGAGAACCUUAGGCCCAUGAUUGAGAGGAAGAUCCCUGAGCUGUAUAAACCUGUAGUGAAAGUCCAUAGCACAAGGGAAUCUUUUCGUAACCACAGUUUUAAGAAAUAUGAUGCUCAGACUUCUUCACAGAACACAUAAAGACUAGCUGCUUUGGCCAAGGAGGAGUGUCAUCCUGCAAGCCAGAAGUGAUGAGACACUGAACAUCUAAGAAAUCUGAAAUUUCUCUUAAGACAGAAUCUGUGCUUUCUGGACAUCAUUCAGAAAAACGUUUACACAACAUCGAUGUUGUGUAAAAACUAGGGGAUAACUCCUUAUCAACCACAUCUCAUGAGGACUUGGGGUAGAAGGGAGUACUUUUUGCAUAUAUUGUAAAAUAAUCACAAAAUGCUUGGAAGUGGACCAUUAGAGUGGUCAGUGCCAAAAGGUCAGUCACCCCUAGCUAACAGACACAACUGCGGUUCAGUUGGGCUGUUCACUUGAAUCCAAAUAACAUGCGUAAGGGAUGCUGAUGAAAUAAUGUCUAUUUAUGGUCCUUUUCCAAGACAGCAUUUAUCCACGUGCUUUUGGCAACAGAGUACAUUCUGCAAGUUAAUCACAUGCUUAAAUGCUGUCUUAAUGCGGAAGGACACAGUCUCCUGCUCAGUGUUUGCUGAGCAGGAGCUGUAGGAAAGAAUAAUUUCCUCAAUCAGUUUCUGUCACGAGUUUUUAUCAUGGUCUUUAAUUGUAGGGAGAGUUCUGCUUAAUUUUUCUUAACCAAAGCUUGGAAAGCAAGAAGUAGCAAUAAAUCAUUCUUCUAAAUCUUACGAAUUUUUUUCUAAGUGUAGGGUCUACUACUUGACAUGCAGCCAGACUUCUUAAUAAUCAGUGUUGUGUUUAGCUGAGACAGCAAGUAAUAGUGUAAAAAGAAGAUGCUAUGCUCUUAGGUGGAUAACCUUAUCCAAAAUUAACUACAGAGGACACAGUCAGUAUUUCCUACAAAGCACUUCACUCAGGCUUUACUGCAGCUUAAGAUAAAUUAGCACAUAAUUUAUAAUACCUAAUGCUUAGUAUUUUCUGAACCUUGCGCAAACAUCUUACUAAAUAAUCUUCAUGGCACUUCUCUGAAGUAAGGUAAUACUAUUAUGAUUUUCAGGUGAGGAUGAGAGAGAGGGGAAGAGAGAUGUGAAGACUUUGAAACUCAUUUAGCGAGGCAAUGGCAGAGCCACAAUGUGACAAUGCUUACAUGUUUGUAUUUUGAAACAUAGAUCCAUGAAAGUGUCCCUCAAUAUUACUUCCUUCCCUACACAUUUUCAGGGUUUUGGAAAUUAUAGUUUAAUGGUGAUUAAAGUAACCAAUUGCAUUUGCCCAAAUGCAUAAUUUAAUUGGUAAAAUUAGAUGAAACAGUAAAAUUCAGUUUUUACUUUGCACUUCAUUUUAGAAAAUUACAGUGAACUUUCUGAGAGCUGAUGCCAUGUCUAAAUGCAAAGCCUCUUUCCUCCAAAAGCAUAAGGGAGAUUGAGGCUGUUGCUUUUCAUGGAAACAUUUUGACUACAGCCUUGCCAUUUGAUAAUAAGAAUUUUCCCAGAACUUCAUUGACAUCUGGCUGAUUCAGACUUUGAAAGUGCUAAGUAGAAGAUUCACAGGGACGAUCAAAAAAGAUUAGGUGUGGAAACAGGUGAAUUAAACCCUGUACUUACACAGCACUUGGAGUGUAAGAAAGCAUUUCUCUCCUCAUUUAUAGUGUUGUUAAAAGUAAUAAUCAAGAAUAAGCACUCUCUGAUUUUUAAGUGAACAUGUUGGAAGUACAUAAAUAGAUGAUAUAAAAAGCUCAAAGCAAAAGAUGCCUCGAGGAAGUGGCUUCUCUAUAUUCAAGCUGCUUUGAAACAAUUCUAAGUUGAAAAGAUGAUUAAUUUCCCAAAGGUUUGAAGCUAUGAAAUCUCUGCCUAUCAGAACGUAGCCCCUUAUCUGUUGUUUUUAACAGCCUGUUUGGGAGGAAGGUCAGAAUAGUAUCAUUUGUCAACCCCAUAAUCCAACCUCAUUGUUUACAAGAUACUUAUCCUUUACAGCCUAAAUAACAGAAACCUUAACUAAACAAAAAAAACUCUACAGGUGUACAAUAUCGUAGGUAAAAGUAAUGAAGUGUUUCACGUUGUGUGGUCCUUGAACUGAAACAAUACUCUGGAUAAUAUGAAUACUGAGGGACUCCACUCACGGUUUACAUGCUGAGCACCCCUCAUACAGUUGGCCAGUCUUGCCCUUAGUUUGUAGCUCAUGUUGUCCCUUCUACAAAUGAAACAUGGUGUGUACAUUUCUUUCAAGAGAUGAAUGAUAUAAAAUACAGAUUUUCUACCUUAUGAUAUUCAUUUUGCAAUAAAGUGUUUCAGAGGAUGUUGAGAAACACCUUUGUGUUGCACCUUAUAGUCUCAACAAAGUCCAUCUGGAAAGAAAAUUUUAGCAACAACCUUUCCUUGUAGAAGUGUCAUUUAGUAGGGGGGAAGUGCCUGUCUUCAGAAUAAAUUGUGUCUUUUGCAGGGUAACAAGGAACAACUUGCUUCCUUGCUUUUCUUUCUCAUUGAGAAUCCAUGAAACAUGGCAGUGGGAAGCUCAGUGACAGUAGUGCCUUCCUUUCUUCCUUCACCAUCUGUAUGAUUCAAGACUAAGGGAGAGUUGCAUGUGUCCACACUAGUUAGGUUCAGGGCGAAGCUACUGAGGCUGUUGCAGGGGAAUAGCAAGUGAGGUACAGACCUAUAUCUAUCCUGGUCCAGAGAUUCCAAUGUGUGUCUUAGGUGGGAGUUCACUGUAGCUCACUUACUCUUUGCAUUUACCAUUAGCUAGCACCAGCUUUAAGGAGUGUGCUGCUGGUUUGGGGACUGGAAUCCUUUAGCUCAGUAUAAGGAUCUCUCUGUUCACCACCCUAGCCUACCCCGUCCUGCUGCACUGCAUGGUGGCCCACUGUGACCAGAGCACCAGGUCUGUACACAGCCCAUCACCAGCAGAGCACAUCCAUCAGGUGUGAGUACACAUACGCACGUCUGCCAGCAUGGAGACAACAUGCACCUACUAGGAAUCCAUGGUAGCUGUGAGAAGACCAACAUUAAUGCCCUGAAGUACAAAUUAACCUGUCAGCGUGUUCUGAAUACAUUUGAACCAUCAAGAUGAGUGCCUUUUGUUAGCUCUAUGGAUCCUACACAGGCAGCUGGAAUGCUUGAUUUUCUGGUUUGCAGAACAGCAGCCAUAAAGGUAGCCCACCUUUCAUACAACAUCAAAAUAGACGUACGUUCAAGGCUUUAGCAGGUGAUGGCCUGAACAGGCGUGCCCCUGAGUAGCUGUAGCCACAAUUGUGCUGGGUAAAGAGAAUUAACACUGGGAGCUCUGGGUUUCAUGACCACUCUCUGGAAGCUGAAUGCUUCUUCAUUAGAUUUCCCACCAAUCUGAAGACUUGGAAAAAUUAAAGCAAACGAUUUAAUUACUUCUUUUCUUUUUUUUUUUUCUUUUUGUCUGAAUUAUCAUCAUCUCAAAUAUGCCGGGAAUUAAAACUUAGCAGAGAGACUGGUGUAGAGUCAGCUAGGACUCUUCUAAGCAUUACAAUAUCUAACACAGAGCAGAGUGCUGCUGCCUUCUGGUACAGAGGAACGCAUAAAAGAGUGUUCAUAGAGUGUUGCCGUUAGUGCUGAAUUUUGAACUGCAGUAGUUUGGAAAGUAUCUCAACUAACCAUGUUUUAAAUCAGUUAAACAUAGUCAUUAAAUAAAAUCAACAGGUCUUGAUAAGUCAUCCUAGGUUGGCUAAAGCUCUGAUCUAAUCCGUGCACCAAAAGGAGGGAUUCCUGUGGGAAAAAGUCAUUUUUGAUUACAUGAAUAAAGGCAACGCACA
Messenger RNA from Cuculus canorus (common cuckoo), 10185 nucleotides. RefSeq names its product dedicator of cytokinesis 8 (gene DOCK8). The record is from RefSeq and is a predicted model, not a curated record. NCBI's taxonomy places the organism in Eukaryota, Metazoa, Chordata, Aves, Cuculiformes, Cuculidae. Gene Ontology annotation, molecular function: guanyl-nucleotide exchange factor activity. Bases 159 to 6473 code for a protein of 2104 amino acids. The transcript is spliced from 48 exons. Gene Ontology annotation, cellular component: cell leading edge. Gene Ontology annotation, biological process: positive regulation of establishment of T cell polarity; positive regulation of GTPase activity; small GTPase-mediated signal transduction.